This is a messenger RNA of Melanotaenia boesemani (Boeseman's rainbowfish), 5932 nucleotides long. It is a transcript of the gene osbpl6, whose product is annotated as oxysterol binding protein-like 6. The record is from RefSeq and is a predicted model, not a curated record. Gene Ontology annotation, molecular function: cholesterol binding. Bases 692 to 3454 code for a protein of 920 amino acids. The transcript is spliced from 23 exons. Gene Ontology annotation, cellular component: intracellular membrane-bounded organelle; plasma membrane; perinuclear endoplasmic reticulum. NCBI's taxonomy places the organism in Eukaryota, Metazoa, Chordata, Actinopteri, Atheriniformes, Melanotaeniidae.
UUUACCAUACACAGGAAACAUACAGGUUUGUCCAGUCAUUUUAACAAUUAAUUUUAAAAGCGCUAUGUCUGCUGUAGCACCAUUGUCUAGAGUUUGACCUCAGUCAGUUUCCAGUAGCGACGCAGAGCGCUCGCGGUGGUAACCGUAUGCCAGAAGGCGGUUUCAUUCUGGGAUCGGUGUGUAGUUGCUGAUUCCGUCACCGGUUGAUUCCAGUCCGAAACGUGCGCGUCUCCAUUUCCGCGUUUUGUAAACACCCACUGUCCGCCAGUGUUUGAUCCAUUCCGGCAAUUUCUUCCCGCUCAAAGCCGAUCUUGCUGCAGGGAGGAGCGAUCGGGGUGCAGUUGAGCCGAUCUGAGCAUCACAGCCCGCAUUCAAGGAAACAGGCAAACACAGCACUUUUUUUUUGACUUCCCAUAAUGUUUUAGCUACCGUGUAGCGCACGACUUUGAAAAGAAGAAAUACAUAUAUACCAUGCGGACACAUAUGGAAGCCGUUUAUCUUUGAGAAGCUGGGAAUCUGCCCAGUCAAGGAAGACCCCUUCAGUUGUUUCCUGCGCCAAGAAUUAUAAAGACAUGGUCACACUGCAUCCCUGAUGAACAGCAAGCAGUGAGUGUGAGGAAGUGUCAGACGAUGCCCCUGGUCUGCGGAGCUCAGUGCUAAAGGAGGUCCACAGAGCCGCCUGGUGCCCACUAUGUCUCAAUACCAUCACUGCCAUAGAGGCCCCCACGGCCGCACCAUGAGCUCUGAGGAGAGGAGCUCCACGCCAGUGAACAAAACCUCCACUCCAGUUCACAAGAGCGCCUCCUCCUCUUCCUCUUCUCAACGUGACAGCCGGCAGGAGGCAGACAGCUGGGAGAUAAUUGAGGGGCUGAAAAUCGGUCAGAGUAACGUCCAGAGGCCUGACAAACAUGAAGGCUUUAUGUUGAAGAAGCGAAAAUGGCCCCUGAAAGGCUGGCACAAGCGUUUUUUUGUUCUGGACAAUGGUAUCCUGAAGUACUCCAAGUCCCCCAUUGAUAUACAAAAAGGAAAACUCCAUGGCAGCAUCGACGUCGGUCUCUCUGUCAUGUCCAUCAAAAAGAGGGCACGUCGCAUCGACUUGGACACUGAGGAGCACAUCUAUCACCUGAAGGUCAAGUCUCAAGACAUAUUUGAUGCAUGGGUGUCAAAGCUGCGUCAUCACCGGCUCUACAGGCAGAACGAGAUUGUUCGAUCCCCCCGGGAUGCCCCCAUGCGAACAUUUCCUCCUUCAGCUGCCAUGGAGUCGCCCCAGCCCACCCCAAGUGUAGUAAAUGAAGCAAAGGCCAAGCCAAGCAGCUUACCAUGGCAGGCGGCGGCCCCCAGCAGCAGCAGCAACAGCAGCCUGCCCGCCUCCUACAGUAAUGGACAGAGCAAGGUAGCUGCUUGGCUGCAGGAAUCAGAGGAGAUGGACAAGUGUGCAGAGGAGCUUGCACGUUGUCAGUCCAACCUGACCGAGCUAAGCCGGUUAUUGCAGAGUCUGGAGAUUCUACAAAGGACUCAGUCAGCGCCCAACUUCACAGAUAUGCAGGCCAAUUGUGUAGAAUUGUCAAAGAAAGAAAAGCGCUUGAACAGAAGAUGGAGAACAAAAAGUGUCGGCAAAGAUGCAAAAUUCCAGCUUCAGGUUCCUCUGUCUGCUAGCAUGUCCCCUGUCCGCCUACACUCAUCCAACCCCAACCUUUGUGCAGAGCUGGUGGACUUUCAGCCCCAAGUCUCUCGCUUGGCAGACAGUGUGGAGUAUGCCAGCGACUAUAUAAAACUUCAGGAGGAAUUCUGCACCAUUGCCCAGAAAGUCCAUUCGCUGUUGAAGUCGGCCUUCAACACUGUGGCCAUAGAGAAAGAAAAGAUAAAACAGAUUCUAUCUGAGCAGGACCAGUCGGACCAUUCGGCCCAGAUCAACUCUCUCAGGAAGUCUCUGUCACAGACUCUGUCCCAGAACGCAGAACUUCGAACUCGCCUCAACCGCAUCCAUUCUGAAUCCGUCCUGACUGAACAAGUUGUCAGUGUGAACAUCAUCGCCACGCCUGAUGAGGCCGUGGAACAGAUGGGGAUCCCUCUGACUCAGCAGGCCUCUAAUGAAAGCCGACUCUCCAUGUCAGAGUCUGUCUCGGAGUUCUUUGAUGCACAGGAAGUGCUUCUGUCAGCCAGCUCGUCAGAGAACGAGGGCUCAGAUGAUGAGUCAUAUGUCAGUGAUGUGAGCGAUAACAUAUCUGAGGAUAACGCCAGUGUGACUGAUAACGUCUCCAGACAAAUGGCUAACGGAGACUUUGCUGGCAGCGCCUUCCGUAACGGGCGACGCAUUUGCCUGCCGGCACCCUGUCCAGACACCAGCAACAUCAACCUCUGGAACAUCUUGAGGAACAACAUCGGCAAGGACCUGUCCAAAGUGUCCAUGCCUGUGGAGCUGAACGAGCCCCUCAACACCCUGCAGCGUAUGUGCGAAGAGCUGGAGUACAGCGAGCUGCUGGACAAGGCUGCUGAGACUGAGGAUCCCUUUGAACGCAUGGCCCUGGUCGCUGCUUUUGCCAUCUCAGGCUACUCAUCCACUUACUACAGAGCAGGAAGUAAGCCAUUCAACCCACUGCUUGGAGAGACUUACGAAUGUAUUAGGGAGGACAAGGGCUUCUGUUUUUUCUCAGAACAGGUGAGCCACCACCCUCCCAUCUCCGCCUGCCACUGCGAGUCUAAGAACUUCACCUUCUGGCAAGAUGUGAGGUGGAAAAACAAAUUCUGGGGAAAAUCAAUGGAGAUUUUACCCAUUGGAUCUGUAAAUCUCAUGAUUCCCAGGUUUGGAGAUCACUAUGAAUGGAAUAAAGUCACCACCUGUGUGCACAACAUCCUCAGCGGGCGACGGUGGAUCGAGCACUACGGGGAGAUCACCAUCAGAAACACCAAAAGCAGCACCUGCCUCUGCAAACUUACCUUUGUUAAGGGAAACUACUGGAGCUCAAAUGUAAAUGAGGUACAAGGAUUUGUAAUGGAUCAAGAAGGGAAAGUGAUCCACAGGCUUUUUGGAAAAUGGCACGAGGGCCUUUAUUGCGGUGUCCCACCGUCUGCCAAAUGCAUCUGGAGGCCAGGCUCCAUGCCCACAGACUCUGAGCUGUACUACGGCUUCACCAGAUUCGCCAUUGAACUUAACGAGCUUUGCCCCGAGUUGAAGGAUGUCUUGCCGCGUACAGAUGCCCGAUUCAGGCCCGAUCAAAGGCAUCUGGAGGAGGGGAACUUGGAGAUGGCAUCCUCAGAGAAGCAGCGCAUUGAGGAUGCACAGAGGACUAGGAGAAAGUGGAACGAGGAGAACAACAUCAAACACGAGCCGCGCUUCUUCAAGAAAGUUGUGGAUGCCAAUCACAGGGAGAGAUGGGUCUCCAACAACACGUACUGGGAGCUCCGCAAAAACCCCGGCUUCAUCAACAUGGAGCCUACCGUGAACCUGUGGUAGCACAUGGAUCUCCCCGUCCACCACAGACAAGAAGGCUGUUACCUAUGCACAAGAAGGUGUUGAGAAAAUCAUGUUUGAACAUCUGUGUGCAUGGAUAUGAGCAACUUCAGAGUUGAGGAAUGGCCUGACGCCUGUUACCCUGUUGAGGUUCUGAGGCGCUGCCACAUGGUCAUCCAUCCAUGGAAAUAUCCUGUAGGGUCACCUUCAUCAUGCUUGUCGAAGCUGGGUUGUCAGGGCAACAGUCUUACCACUCCAAUGUAGAUCUUUCCUCGGCUCUUUUGACUUCGGAGUUUGUCCUUGCCUUAAAAAAAAGACACCCAUACAGCUCACAGGAUUAGGCGCCGUUUAGUUGAAGCCAUUUAAUUUCCAACAGCAGUUUGGUUAGACUAGUCUAUGAAGUAGACAUUUUGAUUGCCUACGAUACCUUGCAUGUUUAGAGAGCAGCUUUCACUGGCAUAAAGCCACAUUUACUAUAUCAUCACUUAUUGUAGAAAAAAAGAGGUAUUUUUAUAAAAUAUCUUGGACUUUAGGGAAAGAAAACUAUGUGAAUUGGUAGAUUUUAUUUAUUUUUUGCCUUUUAAUACUGUAAAAUCUGUGAGAUAGCAGUAUUCUGUCCGGGGAAACAUCUAAUUUCAAAUGAACUGCAACAGUAAAGGAAUCAUGGCGCCUAAAAAUGGCCUCUUUAAUGAGACAUUUUCAAAGAGAAGGCGAAAUAACUAUUUAAACGGGAAUACUGUCAACACAUAUUUGUGAUGGUAUAAUGUAAACAGAGGGACGGCCCUCACCCUCCUUCCCCUGGCACACUGUCUAAUUUUAACCAUUGUUAUGUGAAACCAACUCUCUGAAUCACAUGGUUACAUAAACUGAUGUACGACUCCCUCCAUAUAUAGUUUGCACAGGUUAAGUGUCCGCUGUCCUUUCUGAAUGUGUUGCAGAAAACUGUGUUGAGUGAGAAAAAAGAUUGUAGAGAUGUAAUAUUUUACAGAUUGUCAAACCUUCCUCAGACACUUUCUGAUUCUGGCCUUUAUUAAAAGAUCUUUUCUAGUCCAAUCAUUCAUCUGCAUCGAGCUACAUCUGCAGAGCAGAAGCUUCAAUUACUAAAAAAAAAAAAUGAUAGUAUCAAAACGUUUGACAUUUUCUGUCAAAAAUGCCGAAUAAAUUCCCAAAGCAGUUUCCUAAAGCCCAAAGAGAUUUUCUCUAGGUUGUAACAACCAAAAACGUUCCAUUUGUAAAAAUAUCAAACAAAAACAAAAAGGAGAUAAUUUAGAACCAAUAAACAUUAAAAAAUACUUAAAUAAUUAAUCAUCAAAUCAUGGACUCUUUAUAUUCUGAUUAAUUAUUGAAGAACUACUUUCAGCUCUCCAAAAAGCUGCAGAUUACAUAGUCCAGCAUGAAACAGCAGGGACCCCUACAGGUCAUCCUGUGACAAAACAACCAAACAGGCUUUUUUGGGUUUUUUUUUUAACAUGUUUUAGAUGUUAAAACCAAAUUCAUUCAUAGUAAGAGUUUACCGGACAAGCAUUAAUGAGUCCCCAGAGAAUUUACUGCUAUGUCUUGGGCUUCUGCAAAGCACCCGAGUUGUUUGAACUUUGUAUAUUUUUUGCAAAGCAGAUAAGCUUUAAUGUUUUAUCUAGUGACCUCCCUUUUUGUGUUUUACAAAGUCAGACAACAUACCUAUGAUGAAACCAAUAUGAGUUAUCACACACCACCUUUUCAUGAGGACAUUUAAGUUGAUUUUCUUUGUUCUGGACUGCAGGGUGAGGACUCUGAAGGAGGACAUAUAAACACAUGAAACUGUGUGAAACUAAUCCGUCCUACAUGUGCACUGUUCACAUGAUACUGUAGUUUACAAACAAAAAAAGGUAGUACUGCUUUGCAUCUAUGUUCCUGUUUUCCCUCUGAAAUACCCGUGUGCAGAAAGUUUUAUUUUUCCCAGAUCAUAAAGUCAGCGCUACAACCCAUCAGUGUCCGUUUCACUUGCUGUGCCUUAAUGCAUUUAUUAAUGCCUCACAACCACACAACUGAUGGAAAUCCCAUGCCAAGACAAAGGUAUUCCAUUAACGAGUCAAACUCCAGACACGCUUCACUUUCCACUAAGGGUUUAAUUGUGGACAGAAUAUCACGAGGAAGAUUUAAUUGACGGUAGAUGAGUAGAAGAGUUUUAACCGACUUUAACAUGCUUGCAAAGUUUAAAGACUUUGUUCUGCACUGCUCUGCUACCUUUUGGAUUUAAUUAUGAAUGCAUAAUAUACAGAAGAUGGGGCACUACUGCAAAAUUUCUUUUUCCAGCAACACUGAUUACUAAGUCACAACAGUUGUGUGUGGAGGUCAGGGCAGUGCUUUGCAUAGCGUUUGUAUCAUAGAGUCAGUAUGUAGUGGGGGAGAAAAAAGAAAACCAAGCUUUCUUCAUCCAUUAUUCCACCUGCAUGUCUAGACAACUUAGCUUGCCAGUGAAUGUUUGCAAUGCCUUACCAAAAA